AUGGCUUCGGCGUCGCAUACCGACUCCGAUUCGCGAGAAACGUUCAAGUUCCCAGCUUUCCAACCUGACCUCCUGCCCACCCAUGAGGAGGAACCCUACGGGCUGAGCACGUCGCGAUCAGCAAGUCCAGCCCCUUCUAAUGGAGCGAUUCCCUCGGUGAAGUGGGAACCGCGGAAGGAGCAGAGAUAUGCCUACUCAAGCCCCCUCGCGCCAGGGAAUGCGACCAGACACGGUCGGCAGAAGAGUCUGAGUGAGGCUAUUCGGACAAUCCGCACGCCAGGUCGCAAAGCAAGCGUCAGCCAAAAUGCGCAAGAAAUUGCACAGGCAUUAAAGGCGCCCAUGUCGCCGCACCUCAUCAUGCUAUGCGGUGUAUGGUACAUGACCUCUAUCUUCUCCAAUACCUCCUCGAAGGCGAUCUUGACCGCGCUCCCCAAGCCCAUCACGCUUACGCUCGUACAAUUCGCAUUCGUGUCGUCAUGGUGCAUAUUCCUUGCCGCGCUGGCGAGAAGAUACCCACGACUGAAGCAGACAAUACCGGUCUUGAAGUUUGGCAUCCGCCCUCCCACCAGGGACCUGCUCAUGACUACUCUACCAUUGGCAUUGUUCCAAAUCGGAGGACACAUCUUGAGCUCAGAUGCCACCCGGCGGAUACCCGUAUCUUUGGUCCAUACGAUCAAAGGUCUCUCCCCGCUGUUGACCGUCGCCGCAUAUCGAAUCUUCUACGGCAUCCAUUACAGCAUCCCCACGUACCUCUCCCUGAUCCCUCUCACCCUGGGCGUAGUCCUGGCUUGCUCCGCCGACUUCAAUGCAAACUUCAUGGGCCUCCUCAUGGCCUUCGCCUCUGCGAUCCUCUUCGUCACGCAGAACAUCGUCUCCAAACAGAUCUUCAAUGACUCGGCAGCCGCAGAACGUGACGGCCUCGCACCUACCAAAUUCACCAAGCCAGACAAAUUGAACCUCCUCUGCUACUCCUCGGGUCUCGCUUUCCUCUUCACGUUCCCCAUCUGGCUCUGGUCUGAGGGCUUCACCCUCCUCGGCGAUUUCCUCAGCGAUGCCUCGAUCUCGCUCUCCAACCGGCCGGGAUCCUACGACCACGGCCGCCUCCUCCUCGAAUUCCUCUUCAACGGCACGUUCCACUUCGGCCAGAACAUUGUCGCCUUCGUCCUCCUCUCCAUGAUCUCCCCGGUUACCUACUCCGUCGCCUCCCUCAUCAAGCGCGUCUUCGUCAUCGUCUUCGCCAUCAUCUGGUUCGGAAAACCCAUGACCAACAUCCAAUUCUUCGGCUUCUUCCUCACCUUCCUCGGCCUCUACCUCUACGACCGCACCUCCGACGCUGCGAAAGCAGACAAGCGCGCCCGAGCCUUGCAAGCCAAAUCCCAAAGCACCCUCCUCCCACUCUCCACCGCCAAUACCGCAUCGGACAAGCUCCCCCGCAACCCCAUCAUCACCGCCUCCCCCUCAACAAUGCUGUCCGCAGGCACGGGCGCAUACCCCAAGUCCUCUACCACGGCCAUCGCCGCAGACCCCCGCGACGACAAGAGGACAGACAACCUCGCAUCGGCGGGACAUCAGCCCGCGAGCUGGCUGCCCCCGGGCACGAAGCAGGAGGAUACGUGGAGGCCGAAUGGCAGGGCUGGCGGUGUGGGUGUCUCGUACGGUUGA
Aaosphaeria arxii CBS 175.79 is the source of this 1662-nucleotide messenger RNA. RefSeq names its product TPT-domain-containing protein. The transcript is spliced from 2 exons. Gene Ontology annotation, cellular component: Golgi apparatus; endoplasmic reticulum. The record is from RefSeq and is a predicted model, not a curated record. Gene Ontology annotation, biological process: phosphoenolpyruvate transmembrane import into Golgi lumen. Bases 1 to 1662 code for a protein of 553 amino acids. Gene Ontology annotation, molecular function: phosphoenolpyruvate transmembrane transporter activity; antiporter activity. NCBI's taxonomy places the organism in Eukaryota, Fungi, Ascomycota, Dothideomycetes, Pleosporales.